Messenger RNA from Besnoitia besnoiti, 8819 nucleotides. RefSeq lists its product as uncharacterized. The transcript is spliced from 13 exons. The record is from RefSeq and is a predicted model, not a curated record. The annotation marks the transcript as partial. Lineage: Eukaryota; Apicomplexa; Conoidasida; Eucoccidiorida; Sarcocystidae. Gene Ontology annotation, biological process: transmembrane transport. Gene Ontology annotation, molecular function: ABC-type transporter activity; ATP hydrolysis activity; ATP binding. Gene Ontology annotation, cellular component: membrane.
AUGAGCGUCAACACAGCUGGUGACGGAGCUGCAGAGUCGCCCCCCGACCUCUGUGCUGCUCCAUCCGCUCCCGCCUCCUCCUUCAAUCGUUCGCAGCCUCACGCGUCGCCGAGUCGAGGCCCGUCGCCCCGUUCAGCGGCUCUCAGCUCGCCACUUCCGCCGCCCGCGAGGCCUCGGCCUGCAGCGCGGGGGGCGUCUGUCUUUUCCUCUUCCUGCCUUCCGCCGCUGCACGCUUCCGCCUCCUCGCCUCCUCGAUGCCUUGUCGGGGUCGCGUCUUCAAAUCGCGUUCCAUCUCGUGCGUGGCGCGCGGCGGCCGCCGAGGGACUCUCCGCGCCUCUCGUCCCGCUGCCGGAGGCGGCGACGCGGGCGCCUGAGAAGACAGCGAGCGUCCCAGCUAGCGAGCGUGUGGUCGCGGAGCGGUCUGCGGCGGAUCGCCCGCGCGUGCUUGGCGAGGAGUCUGCCGACGCGCGGAAGGCGGAAAGUGGAAGGAGCCUCGGGGAACGGAGGGGGGGACCCCGGACGACGCUCAGGUCUCUCUCUGUCUCGUGGCUUCGGCGGCCGCGACGUCUGCUUGGCUUGAUCUGGCAGUGUCUGCUUUAUUCGUCGCGCCUUUUCAUCUCGUCGCCUGCGUCGUUCCGCUCUUCGUCACCCCAGUCAGAAGGGUUCACGUUGCCCUCCGCGUCCCCGGCUGCUCCGGGUCCCGCCAGCGGCGAUGAGGAUGAUCUGGGUAAGGCGGCGGCCUUUUUGAAGGCCUUUGACGCCGAGCGACGCCGCCACCCGUCCGCACCGUCCAUUCUGAGAGCUCUGCAUGCCGCCAGCCUCCUGUCGCCAGCGUAUCUGCUCGGCGUCCUCCGCCUCCUCGAAGUCAUCCUCGCGGCCCUGCUGCCGCUGUUUCUCAAACGCCUGGUGGCCUCCGUGGAGGCGCCGCUCCCGGGCGCCUCGCCAGAUGGCUGGCAGGGCACGUCACUGGCUCACGCGUCUUCCUCAACACUGCGCUCACCUGAGGGGUGUUGUGAGUCGCCUCCGGCCUCCGGAUCGGCCUGCCGGUCUGCCCACAUAGCGGCGGCGUGUGCGCCGGCGGCGACUGGCGCGGCUUCGCCGCUGGCUACGCCGCUAUCGUCCGCGUUGGGAGAUGCGUUCCACGACCCUGCGGCGCUGGCGUCUGCCGGCGACCCCGGCGUGGCUGCGUGGUCGGCCGCCGCCUCCUUCCCGCCGCUCCUGGCCUCCCUCUUCGCUCUGUUUACGGGGGAGGCGACGGCUGAGCCGAGCUCCGGCGGGUCGCACGUCGUGGUGCGGCCGCGGACGGAGGACGACGAGUUUUUGGAGGCGCGCAUGCGCCACAUUCUGCUGCUCGCGCUCGGCAUGGUCGUGUGCAGCCUCGCACAUGUCGCGCUCGGCGUUUACGUAGGGCAGAAGAUGCGGCGCGUCGCCGUGGACAUCAAGGUCGCCCUUCUCGCCGCCGCCUUUCGAGUGGUCGUCAGCCCCGGGGGAGGCGAAGGAUACGCGCGCAGACGGGACACGAACUUCCGCCCGCAGCUGACGCGAAAGCGCUGGGAGAACGACGCGGACUGGUGCCGGAUUCAGAACGGUGAAGGGGAAAGCCGAGGCCGAAAAAGCCGUGGACACACGCCGGACGGACCCGACACCACCCCGCGCCCGUCGUGGCGGGGCGGCGCGACACCUCGGUUCAUGGGCUUCGGUGCAGAGACACGCGACCGAAGUCACGACGACAACAGACAGCGAUUAGGCCCAGAACGGGAAGCCCGCAAUGGGCACGGCCGGCGGGCGACUGCAGGCGAAGGCCGUGAGAGACGUCGACGCAGCCGCGCCGAGGAACAGGGCACUUUGGUCGAUGGGGAGAGCACUCCGCAGUCGGGGUUAAACCCUAAACCCUUUGGGGUCGGCGGGCCUUUCGCCGACUUGGAAGACCGAGCUCGCGCUCGUGAGCAUACAGACGAGGAGAACGAACUUGCCGGACGGGCGUCGAGCGGCGUUGGCAGCCAGCGCCAACGCAGCGGUGUGGAGCGCCCCGGUCCUGCCUCAUGGGACGCAGGGCAGUCCGCCGAUCCGCCCGAGGCGUCGCUGCCGCUGCACUGGGCGCGCGGCGCGGAAAGGCGUGGGAAGGAGGGGGCCGCUGCCUCGAGCGUAGACGAGGCCGCCGCAUCUGACGUCGUUCCUGCGGAUCUCAGGCAGGCAGAGCCGAUGCGCCACGAAGCAUCUGGCGGUCGGUGGCUCGCGCGCUCGCCUCGUUCGGACGCCACGCCUUUCGACCAGCCCGGCAGCGGGGGGAAAGCCCCUGGAGCAUUUGCGCCUUGGGCGCCGCGCGAGGAUGCAGAAGCGAGUCCAGGGACGGCUCCGAGCACCAUUCUGGUGGGCAGUUCACAGCAACCAAGAUCGCCACUUUCGCCUGCGUGUCAGGAGCGUCAUGCCAUACCCGGCCGUUCGUCGCGUGUUGCCGCGUCCGGCCCUGCUCCAAGCCCCUCGCUUUCCCCUCGCCCGUCACUGACCCUGUGUCACUCAGCGCCGCUCCUCUCCGUCGCAUCAUCUUCUCUGUUUCUGUCAGCGUCUUACUUUCCAUCUCUUUCUGCUGGGUCGUCGUCGCUCCGGGCGCGGGUCAGGGGUGCCAUUGAGAACGCAGCCUCGAGGGCGCUGCGGCGGACUGCCACUGUCAUGGGUGGCCUCAACACCGCGGCUCGCGACGUCGCAAAUUCAGCUGUGGCGACCGCAGCGGCCGCGACGGCCCAGUUUGUGGGCGCGGAGCGCUCAAAGAAAGGCAGGCGACUGCGCCGGCGGGAGCGACGAGGGGCGUGUGGCAAGCAGGCAAACCGCGGGAGCGGGACCGCAGCAGGCGAUGAUGAGGCGGCGGCCGGGGAGGGGUCAGACGAGGAUGGGCCGAGCAGCGAAGCUGGAGACUUGUCCGGCGUCGACAGCGACACAGACGACAGCAGCGGAGACGAAGAGGACGACGCAGCGUCGCUGGCGACGGUCUUCAGCUGGGCUGACGAGGAAGAGGGCGGCGGCGUCGAUGGCGCCGAGACUAGCAGCUGCGACCCGCCUGUUAACUUCAGCCUGAGCAGGACCCUCGCGAGACACGCACCUGCCGUCAAAUCGUCAUCGCUCGCGUCCCCUACCUGGCCGGCGCCUCUCCAGAUGGACUGCGGAGGGCCGGCGCCCGGGCUGCCGCUGGCGAGGCCCAUGUAUAUGGAACCCACAGAGGGGACACGACAACGGCGAAGGAGCAGUGGCGACAUUGCCGCCGUCGCAGCCGCAGCCGCCGCAGCCACAAUAGCUGCCUUUCGGUCUUCUUCGCGUUUAGCGCCUACAACGGAUGAUCAGGCACUGGGCUCCAAACGCCGUUCCCUCGACGACCGCGGCACUGGAUCAGCGACCGCGCGUGGCGCCUGGGACAAAGCGGGGGCUGCAGUAGCACCGGCACCUUGGAGCUCCGCGUGGCAGCAGACGAGCGUGGAUGUACCGUGGCCUGCCGACGUGCCCGUGCCCUGUGAAUCUUUCUCACACGGCGCGGGGGAGCGCCGUGGACGCACAGCUGGCGACGGCCCUAGGCGGCCUAUCGCCGUCACCAGAGCUGACGUUCAAGGGACGACUCCCACGGACUGCGGGUGGCGUUCCAUCUGUCGCCCGUCGACAGCCUCAGGGUCUGCGCCUGCCGCCCGCCGGUGCGCAUCUGCUCCUUCGCUGCCUCCCGGUCUCUACGACUUGACAACUGUGUCGUUCCCCCAGCAGACUGGAGCCCUUUGGUCACCCGACACGGCGUCAUCUUCGGAGCCUUCGAAAGCCCGGUUGUGGACGUCAGCGACGCGCCAGCAGGCCAGCUGCACCCGGAGAAAGGAAGCGAAAUGGCGAGAGGAGGGCACCAGUCGCUCAACCUCCAGUGGGAAGCAAAAGCGCCAACGGGGGCCGCGCUCGGGAGUCGUCCCGGUGGAGCUCACCACACUGCUGAGUGUGGACGGCGAGCGGAUUCAGGGCGGCCUCUGCACACUCCACGAAGCUUGGGCGACGCCGCUGACGCUCGCCAUGACGCUCUACUUGAUCUACUUCCAGAUUCCCAAGGCCUUCCUCCCCGGCCUCAUUGUGUUUGGCAUCUGUCUCCUGCUUCAAGUUCACCUAACGGGCUACCUGCGCCACCUGACGCGGCGCCUUAUGGUCUGCCGCGACGCGCGCCUCCACGCCUGCCGCGAGUUUUUCGCUCACUUUCGACACGUGAAGCUCCUUUGCCUCGAGAGAUUCGCCUAUCGGCGUCUGCGAACGCUCAGGCAGCACGAACUCCAGCGGCUCAAGUGGCGGUACUAUCUGCACGCGUGUGGCAACUAUUUCUUUAUCUGCACGCCUCUAGUCGUCAAGGUCGUCGUCCUCUUCUCGCUUGUCCUCGCCCGUCAGAAGCUCACUGCCGCCUCCGACAUCUUCUCCUCUCUCGCUCUGAUCGACCGCGCACUCAACGCCCUUAACAUGCUGCCGCUGCUCUUGGCCGAGUUCACAACUGCGGCGGUGUCCUUCACGCGCCUGUCCACGUUCCUCUCCGCGCACUGCAGAGACGCGGACUGCGCGCCCUCGGCGAGUCUGCCGUCUACACGGCACGGCGGGCAGCGGCGCAGGGACUCGAGGGAGAGCACGACACUGGCGCGGUUGCGGCUGCAGCGGCCUAGGCUCCAACACGCACAGGCAGCCGGACCAGGGGACGAGGAGAGGCGUCGCGAGAGAGACGCCGGCGAGGUAGGAGAGAAGAGGCGAGAGGCAGCCAUGGCAGAGGCAGGUGCGACCGACGUGGAGACUCGCGACCGUCAAGGCGCUUUUGGAGAUUUUACCCAGGAAAGCAAAGCCAAAAAAGCCGUCCAUAUCGUCGCGCCGAUGCCCGCCGUCGAGGGAGCGAGGGGGCAUGCGGAUGGGCUAAGCAGUCCCCAGACAUCUGCAUGGCUUCAGCCCCCUACAUGGGGUGCUGGCGAGGACAGACGGGACCCCGCAAUUCUGUUGCAGGGUUGCUAUUUCUCUUGGCAGUCCCUGACGCCAUCGGAGCUGUCCGAGUUCUCGCGGGUGCUUCGCGUGCCUCUCGCGUUUCCUAUCGCGUCCACACGCAGCGGCACCGCGUCGUCUCGUUGUUCGUCUCCGCUUUCGACAGCUAGCCCGUGCCCGCCGGCGGCCGGGGCGCCCGCCUUUGUGGGGGCGCCGCUGCUGUCCAGUGUAGCUGGGCCCUCUGUGAGCCGCAGCAAAGUCGUGUUGAAGCACAUCGAUUUGCGCGUGAACUCCGGAGACCUCACCGUGAUUGUAGGCCCCUCGGGGGGCGGGAAGAGCAGUCUGCUUUGUGCACUGCUCGGCGAGCUCGUCCUGAUUCACGGCUCCGCGUUCCUCCCUACGCAGGGCGGCAGGCAGCACCGCCGAUGCCGAGCUGGGGAGGAUGGAGAGGACAUCCGUGCAAUGGGAAUCUCCAGCGAAAAGGAAAACGGACGUGAGUCUGACUGUGACAGGCGGACACAAGCGGGGACCCGUCUAUGGACACCCGCAGGCGAAGGCGAUGAAGGAGAGAACGAAGCAUCCGACAACGAAGAGGAACGAGCACAGCUGAAGGACGGUGGAUGGGUAGCGGGAUAUGCCGCACAGCAGCCUUGGCUGUUUGGAGGCACAAUUCGAGAGAAUAUUCUCUUCGGCCGCGAGUUCGAGCCUGAGGCUUACCACAAAGUCCUGACUGCAUGCGCCCUACACAGUGAUAUCGAUAAGCUCGCAUGCAAAGAUCUUACGCGGCUCGACAGUGGAGGUCAAUGCCUGAGUGGCGGCCAGCGUGCCCGUGUAGGGCUCGCCCGGGCGGUGUACGGCGCAGCUCUUGCGGCCAGUUCGCCCGCUCCAUUUUCGUCACCACUGCGAGCUUCCGUCCCCCCUUCCGCGUUGUCGCUGUAUCGUCCCGCGGCCCCGUCGUCAGUUGUCGCAUCCUCUCAGCUCUCUGCUUCGCCGCCUUCCUCUGCGGUCGGCGGGUGCCCAGCAGGCUCUGCGGACGGCCUUACACACGGCAGCGACUUACAGAAACAGCCUCGUACUCGCCGACUCCCAACGCCUGCGCCAUAUGCAUCCAGGCGAGUCCAAAAGAACGCAGAGACUCGACUGUUUCUUAUUGAUGAUCCCUUCAGCUCGCUGGAUGCGGUCACCGCGAUGUGGGUCUGGCGCCACAUUUUCGCCGAAGGAGGCAUCCUGUGGAAGCACACCGUUGUGCUGGUGACGCAAGCGGCGUUUUUGAGUUCCGUGCCCGACGCGCCGAUUGCGUCUCUGCUCUACAUGGAGGGAGGGCACCUAGUCUCGCUCCGACCUGCCCCUUCUGUUUUUUCCUCGUCGCCGCUGGUAGGGUCGCCUGCCAUCUGGCCUUUUGCUUGUGCGUCACAGCCGUUCCCGCCGGCAUUUGCGUCUCCCCCUUUCUCUGCCUCCGCGCACUCCGCGCCCCACGCUGGCGGGGCCUCCGCACCCGCGGGUCCUCGCGGGGUUCUCGGCCUCGGCGACCUGUCUAGCGAGACCCCGAACCAUGACUCCGAGUCGGGCGCUCAGCGCCACGAAAGUCUCUCGUCUCUUGCUGCCGCGUCAUCGCGUGGUGGCGCCCCGCCGCUUCGACAGGGUCGCCUCGGCGGAGCCCCUCAGGGGGCGGGGGCAGGCUCACGGGCGCCCAAGCCCCGAAGCGUCGGCGGCCGGGCCGACACACCUGCGACUGCUGGGUCUGGCAGCCUGACGCGUGGCGAGCUGUCGACGUCCGCGACUGUCCUUUCCGAGCCGGUCGAUGGAAAAGGAACAAGCUCCAGCGGAGAGCGAAGCAGCUCCUACGGGAGUCUGUUGCGCGCCUCGUUUCCGCGGGUCUCUUCGUUUAGCUCCGAGGCCGCAGCCCCGUCACGCGCUCGACUCGGUGCGCACGCUGACUGCCCAGCGGCCGAGGCAAAGCCCCAGGCGACGGCGCCUUCGUGUGUUUCACAAUGGCCAGCAGCUCCACGCCGAAGGAGUAUUCGCGAAACGACUGAGGAAGAUAUCGUGGAGGACGCGGCCGGCGGAGGGGAGACUCCGGAAAGCCACGGAUGCCGAAACAGUCGUCGCGAGCGUGAUUUGCAAAGCGGAGUGGAGGGCGCGACGCGCCUCAGCUCUAGCGCACUGCAUUCAUACGCGGCCAAGGCACGGACGGGUGACUCGCCUCGAACUUGCCUAGAGGGCGGACUCUGCCGCCCGCAUCGAGGUCGCCAAAAUGAAGAGGAGGCGCGCGCGUGGCUCGCCGAGGGUCCUGAAGUGCCGUCGCGCAGCACAGCAUUCGGGUCGCGCAUGCGUGGGGCGCCGGAGACGAAGAUCUGCCGAAUGCGAGAAGGGAGACACCGGUCGGCUACAAAAGAGAAAGAGAAGCCUCCGCACGCCGGCGUCUCCGAUAGGGCCCUGUGGGGCGUAUACAUACGCGCGGCAGGCGCCGGCCGCGUGAUUGGAGUCCUCACCGCCUGCAUGCUGCAUGCUUACGGCAGCGCCUUCUGCGACUACUGGGUGAAGUGCUGGACGACCAAUCGGCUACCUUUUCUCAUUCCUCUUCCGCUUCUCACUUGCUUCGUUUCCUUGACGACUUCGGCGUCCUCACCGCCACCUUCAGCUUCCCUGCCGUUCCCGGCUGCGGCAGCGUCGUCGCUUCCUGAGAGCGUCGCCUCGUUCUUCACUUCCCUCUCCUCGUCGCUCCGCUCAGUCUUGCCUUUUUCUCUUUCCUUUUCACUCUCGCCGCUCUUUUCAGCGGCGGAGGACAGCGAAGCGGGAACGGUUCUCACCGCCGACGACGAACAGAAAUGGAGGGAUUUCAGCUUCCUGUGUGUGUACCUAUUCGUCGUCUGUUUUUCAAUUGUCCUCUGCGUUUGCACGACGUUCGGAUACGUGCGCUGUGGCCUGACGGCCGCCAGGGCCUUACAUGAACGAGUGCUUUCUUCUCUUCUCAGGUCGAGCAGCUCAUGGGUGGAGCGCACGCCGCUGGGCCGCAUCCUGAGCAGAUGCAGCGACGACAUCUUCAGCGUCGAUGAGCAGAUUCCCUCCGCGCUCCAUCUCUUCACCGUCAUCGCAGUCACUCUUUCUGCCAAGCUGCUCAUGCUGGCGGGAAACGCCCCCCUGCUUCUCCUCGUCCUCCUGCCGGUCGGCGUUUUCUUCUGGCGGACUUCUGCUCGCUUUCGGUCAUCGAUCAAGGACCUGAAGAGACUCGAAAUGCUGACACGGUCGCCUUUGCACGAAAAACUAGCGGAGGCCUCGACGGGCAGUGCGACAAUACGAGCUUUCGGCGCGCAGAACCGCUUCUAUAAGAACUGCGUGGCGAAGCUCGGCGAGCAUCGGCGCGUGGUGCAAAAUAAUCAACUUCUGCAGGCCUGGCUGUCCUUGAGGCUGCAGGGCUCCGGCGCGCUGGCGCAGGGUGCCUUCCUGUUUAUUGUCGUCUGUCCCGUCGUGCUCGUCCCGCAGCGCCUGCGGACGAUGCAAGGCGAAUUGGCGGCCGUUCUGGCUCUCGGCCUCUACUCCACCAUGCCGCUCGUGCGUCUGCUGACCUCGCUCAUCACCUCCGCCAUCCGCGCGGAAAUGCAAAUGGUCGCCGUCGAGCGCCUUUGCGAAUACGCAAAUAUCCCGCCUGAAGACCCAUCCUACGACCUGCUCUGUUGCCGUGCGGGAGCCUCCACGCUGCCGCAUUUCAACUCCACACCUCCUGUCCCCCUGACUCUCAAGGAUCCCAAGUCCCUGUCAGCGUUGCCCUCGUCGUGUGCCUCUGUCUCGUGUCCCCCUCCGCCGGCAUCCGCGUCUGCUGCGACUCCUUCUUCGUCUCGCGCCCCGUCGUC